AUGCCGGCAGAGCCCCCGGGCAGCGGCAGUGUGACACCUCGUCCCCUGGCAGACAGCCGUGUGGCAGGUCACCCAGCCGCAGGGGGGAAGGCACGGCUCAGUCAGCGCCAGCACCGCUGUCCUCUCGCUCCUUCAUCCCCCGCAGUUCCCCUCACUAAGGGUCCCCCAGCUGAUGCUCUCCCUCGUGCUUCCCUCUCCCCAUCCCCUUCCCCGGGGGAUGUGAUCACUCGGGCAAGGAGAGAAGUUACCGCCCGGCGAUUCUCUCCGUACGGAGACCAAGCGCCGGCACUUCCCGCUGCCACCGGGGAGACCCUGUCCCGACAGGACCCUGUCCCGACAGGACCCUGUCCCGACCGGACCCUGUCCCGACAGGACCCCCGCGGCCCCAGGCAGCAGCAGCAGCAGUCCCGGGCCGGAGGGGCUCCCCCCGAGCCCCCCGAGCCGCCUGCAGCGCGGACACCGCCGGCGCAUCUCUUUCCUCCUCUCUCGGAGCCCUUUUCGUUCAGCGGCGAUCGCUUCGAGAUACCCCGAGGACUCCCCGGCGCGCUUGUGCGCGGCGAUGCGGGGUCGGGCUAG
Cinclus cinclus is the source of this 576-nucleotide messenger RNA. RefSeq names its product proline-rich protein 2-like. The coding region runs from base 1 to 576 and encodes 191 amino acids. NCBI's taxonomy places the organism in Eukaryota, Metazoa, Chordata, Aves, Passeriformes, Cinclidae. The record is from RefSeq and is a predicted model, not a curated record. The transcript is spliced from 2 exons.